CAAACACCCCCACAACCAAUCUCCAAAGAUCAGCUGACCUAAAACCAAAAAAACAUUAUCCACACCCAAGACUCUCUCACAGGCAUGUGCCUAUGAUUUGUGGAAAUUAAACUGAAAUUUGAAGAAUGAGGUCCAUCCAUCACCACUAUCCACCACCACCACUCUCCACCUUGAAUCACCAGCAUGCACCAUCAGGAUCAGGUGGGGUGUUUCCAAGAUACAAUUUUUAUUUGCCAGUAGUAAAUCCCGUGAGGAGCAAGGCCAUGGCUAUCACCACCUCUCAUCUGGUGGUUCUCAGUGUCAAUUCACCCGCCACCACCGGAGAUUUAACAGUCUUGAUUCCCACAAGUCUGGCGUUCUUAUUUCUUUACUGGAUUGCCAACUUUGUGGUGCCAGGAUUCGUGAUGAAGGACCUCCAAUCUGACGAUGCAAGUAAAGAUGAAAACCCUAACGAGGAAGGAUUCAAGUGACAAUUCCAUUCAUUAACUAGGGAUGCACCUCCUGGCUUAGGCAAUUGGCAGUAGGUGUUGAGACGACCAGAAUGGUGAGGUCAAUGAAAGAUCUUCUGAUGUCAUCAAGAGAUUCUUCACCUGUGAGGGAGAAAGCUGGUUUAAACUUCUCCACAGUGAAAUCAUUAGUACUGAGGGACAAGGAAGAUAAGAUUGAUAUGGAGUUUGGUACUGAUGAGAAAGUCAAAGUUGUGUCACUUAUCAGUUCACUACUUGGUGCAGAAGGGCAUCUUUCUGGAAGGAAGAGUACGCCUAAAUUGGAGACAAAUCCAACAAUUAUAUCUUUGCUCAAAGACCUUCAUGCUGCCCCUCCUGACAGCUUUGUUGUAGAGCUUGCUGAAGCCAUUGGAUGCUUGAAAACUCUAAGGAAAAUGGCAUCUUUUUGGUACAGGGUUGUUGCAGAAAUAGAUCUUCGUGUUUCCUUAAUAAUGGGGACAGAUAUAUACUGGUAUGGAUGGAUUUUGAACUUUUGGUGUGUGCAGUUGAGAAGAUUAUGGUGUGAUGGACAGCAUAUUCCUGGCAUCCCAGUUGACAAAAUUCCAGAUUUGAACUGCUGUCUGUUGUAUCAACAGUUACAGGUCAUCAAUUGCUGUAUCUCAAGAAAAAAACGACGUACGUCAUCAUCAGUAGAGUCUGUAAUGAAUUACUCUUAAAUGAUCGUUAAUUCCUCAAUAAUAAUUAUAAAUAGAGAAUAAAAAAUCUCAACACCUCA
Messenger RNA from Lactuca sativa (garden lettuce), 1221 nucleotides. Lineage: Eukaryota; Viridiplantae; Streptophyta; Magnoliopsida; Asterales; Asteraceae. The record is from RefSeq and is a predicted model, not a curated record.